Messenger RNA from Leptosia nina, 933 nucleotides. NCBI's taxonomy places the organism in Eukaryota, Metazoa, Arthropoda, Insecta, Lepidoptera, Pieridae. The record is from the annotation of a GenBank genome assembly.
AUGGAUGACAUUCUUCAGACAGCAUUCAAAGUACUACAUGAAGAAACAUCAGAAUUAUAUUUAAGUGGUAAUGUAGCUGAAGUAGUCAAUAUUGAUUCCCUGGAGUUCCACAGAGAAUAUGUUUCUAAAAAUUUACCAGUUAUUAUAAGAGGUGGAUGUUCGAAGUGGCCUGCAACAAGGAAAUGGAAUGCCCAAUAUUUUCGGCAAGCAAUACCAAACAAAACAGUGACUGUAGCAGUCACACCAAAUGGUUACGCUGAUGGUAUAACCAAGGAUAAACAUGGAAUUGACUACUUUGUAAUGCCCUCAGAGGUGCAAACUACCAUGGAUAAAUUUCUUGAUAUGCUUGAAGACAAAAGAGAUAAUUAUAUACCAUAUAUACAGCGUCAGAACUCAAACCUAACAGAAGAUUUUAAAGAGCUCCUACAAGAUAUUGAUUUUGAUGUAGAAUUUGCGAGUCGAGCUUUCAAUAAGAAACCUGAUGCUAUAAAUUUUUGGAUGGGUGAUAAAAGAGCUGUCACUUCAAUGCACAAAGACCCCUAUGAAAAUAUAUACUGCGUGAUUGAUGGCUACAAGGAGUUUAUAUUAAUACCUCCCACUGAUUUGCCCUAUGUUCCAUAUAAGAAAUAUAAACAGGCUGUAUUCAAAUAUAAUAAUGGUUGGGCUGUUGAACCGCUUGGUUGUGGAAGUGGGCUGCCAUGGAUUUGCAUAGAUCCUCUCAGUCCGGACACCUUAAACUACCCUCAAUUCUUGAAAGCUCACAGGUACAAAAUCCGUUUAAACAAAGGCGAUUGUCUUUACCUGCCUAGUCUGUGGUUUCAUCACGUCACCCAGAGUCACGGUUGUAUCGCGGUCAACUACUGGUAUGACAUGGAAUUUGAUAUAAAAUAUUGCUAUUUUAGAAUGCUCGAAAAAUUAUGCGGUCAGUACUAG